AUGUCUCAUUCCAUGGCCACUGACCCCAAAAGCCAUAUUAUCCUUUCAAUAAAGGAGUGGCUGUCAACCUGCGACAAGCUUCAUAACAAUACCUGCUGCAACCCAAACCUCAAUAUUAUAUCUUCCGCACCAUCUUCUUCACGUCCUUCUUGGCUCAUUGACACUCAGAAUCGGUGUAUAGUUCGCGGAGACGUGAAAGAUGAUUAUCUCGCCCUCAGUUAUACCUGGCAAGACGCAUUGCCUGGGUUUGACGACAAACAACAAUUGCAACUCCUCUCCACCAAUGUUGACUUGUUGACUCGUACCAAUUCAUUGCAUCUUGCGUCCCACUUACCCAAAGUCAUCCUGGAUGCUAUGGAAUUCACAACAACGAUUGGGAAAAGGUAUCUAUGGGUGGACAGGCUAUGCAUAAUUCAGGAUGAUCCUAGGAAAAGUUUGGAGUUCAUGCGGAUGGACCAAGUCUACUCCAAUGCCUACCUUACGAUAAUAGCUGCUGCGGAUUGCGGGAUGUUUCAGACAUCCGACCAAUCUAUUUCCAGCAUGACGGAAGAGUCUACGGGAGCAAGUUUGCUGUUUUCGCAUAUGCCAUACUCUUUACCUUUAACGAACCAUGAUACUAUUGCUUCCGCUCACUACGAACGGCUUGCAACGUCAAAGUGGGCGCAAAGAGCAUGGACGUACCAGGAACAUAUCCUCAGUAAACGCGGCAUCUUUUUUGUCUCCGGACUAGUCUUCUGGCUAUGCGAAUCCUCAAUGUGGGAUUUAUAUCACAUUAGACUUGAUAGAAAGCAGGAAGCAUCUAUAGCAUCUGGCUCUCCCCAGGAAUCGCUGACCCGAAGACUGUUAGUAGCGCCCUGGCCGGACUUUAGUGUCUAUUGUGACCUAAUUUGCCCUUACAACGGACGACUGCUAUCGCACCAAGAAGAUGGCCUUUCUGCGUGUUUAGGGAUCUUGAGCCGGCUGGAGCCCUCAUUCCCCAAUGGCUUUAUAUUCGGUUUGCCAAGGCUCUAUCUGGAUUAUGCGCUCCUGUGGCAACCAUUAAGAGGGAAUAUUCACCUCAAACCUCAUCAUCAAGAAACCAAAGAAUUAAAACGAAGACCUGCUCUUCCGUCGUGGGCAUGGUGUGGAUGGGAGUGCUACGUUGAUCCUCGGAGCUUUGAACCUGCUCUGAACCUCUGCUACGAUAGCGACCAGAAAAGCAAAGCGAGCUCAUGGAAGCUACGGAAUACAAUAACUUGGAAAUGCGAAACCCCCAUAAAUGAGCCCGCUAGGCUUGAUGAACUAUUACAGGCUUCUGGUUGUCAGCCACUAAGAGAACCGCCGCCUGGGUGGUUAUCACAGUGUGUGGCUCCUUCAACGAUGCCACCACCUCGAAUUUCCACUUGUACAGCGCGUGGGUUCUUUUCUCCUGUGGCUACUCUUGCGAUAAAAAUCAUCAGGACCUACGAUAAAGACUCACCCUCCUGUGGAUACACGCUCCAUUGUGAUGCUAGCAAAAACCCAGUUUUGACGGACAGGCCUCUAGACUCUAUGCCAAGAGUAGUUGUGCUCCAGAACUCAGACGGGGUGUUUUCGGGCUUGCUUCGUGUCACAGGAGACUCUGUCUACAAACCAAACGAGCCUAUAGAGCUUAUAGAAAUUUCAAGAGGUAGUGUAAGAGGUAGAGACUUGAAAGAUUGCUACGAAACAAGAGUGUUUCAAGCAAGCAAAUAUUGGCAUUCGAAACUCGUCUUUGCCCAUUUUGACAGCAGCUGGGGGUGGAAGAACGGCAGAAUUCUCGCCGAAAGCUCUGAGGAAUGCAAAGACUUUCGAAGAGGGCAUUUUAAUAAAUGUCGCACAUCUUUGGAUGCAUCAUUGAAAGAUGUUCGUGGCUGGUUUGGAGUCGUUGCCUCAGCAGAGCAGGAAGCACAAUUUAAAAGGCCAAAGAAUGAUUACGAAGACGAUCGGGUCUAUGAGUUCUCCAAUGUUCUAUGGGUCCAACGAGGAGAGAAUGAUGUUGCGUACAGAGCUGGUUGUGGUCGAGUGUUCAAGGACUGUUGGGAGUCGAAUAACCCCGAGAAUAUAACGAUAACAUUGGGUUAG
Fusarium poae is the source of this 2082-nucleotide messenger RNA. RefSeq lists its product as uncharacterized. The transcript has a single exon. NCBI's taxonomy places the organism in Eukaryota, Fungi, Ascomycota, Sordariomycetes, Hypocreales, Nectriaceae. The record is from RefSeq and is a predicted model, not a curated record. Bases 1 to 2082 code for a protein of 693 amino acids.